Schistocerca nitens (vagrant locust) is the source of this 579-nucleotide messenger RNA. Its product is annotated as gustatory receptor 23a-like. The record is from RefSeq and is a predicted model, not a curated record. NCBI's taxonomy places the organism in Eukaryota, Metazoa, Arthropoda, Insecta, Orthoptera, Acrididae. Gene Ontology annotation, cellular component: membrane; neuronal cell body; dendrite. The transcript has a single exon. Gene Ontology annotation, biological process: sensory perception of taste. Bases 1 to 579 code for a protein of 192 amino acids.
AUGAGUGCCGUCUGUACACAGCUGCUGAGGAGUGUGCGGCCGCCACUGUGCAGGGAGGCGGAGCUGGAGGAGGCGGCGUCCUCCGGAGGGCGGCUGUGGGUGGCAGAGGGUGAACUGCGGCGUCUGCAGCGCGCCAGGCUGUCCCUCCACCGCGUCGCCCGACUCUGCGGACAGCACUUUGGACUCGCGCUGCUGCUGUCUGUGCUCAAGAGCUUGGUUCGUAUGGUGCUAAUGACCUACUUUCUCGUGCUGCUUCUGAGGUGGUACAAGUUUGUCCAGAAGGAGUCGCUUGUCGUCGUAUAUGUGACAUGUGUGGAGCUGGUGUUUGCGGCAGGCAGCCUUCUCGCCAUGUGCUGGGUUUGCUCCUCUGCGUCUGCCCGUGCUGCCACAGCAGGCAGGCUGAUGGAUUUGAUUCUGGCUAUACGACCUCGUUCUUCGGCGCCAGGUGUUCUCCAACUGUCAGUGGAGAAGCUCGCUUUUUCUGCUGCCGGCUUCUUCGACAUAGAUCUGCACUUGUUUGCGGCCGUGAUUGGCACUGUCGUAACUUACAUUGUGAUUCUUGCACAGUUUUUUGUAUAA